AUGGGUCUUCACGUCCAUUCCGACUCGGGCGUCUCGAAUUUGGAGUCCGGCUAUGCCUCAGGCGCCUCAUCCUGCGAGUCCCUCCCUCGCAUCGUCCUCACCAAGCACCACCUGAAAUUCCUCAACAAUACCUUGAACGAGCUCUCUCCCUUCGAGAUCCUGCGAUGGUGCAAGCUCACUUUCCCCAACCUGUACCAGACCACCGCCUUUGGCGUUACCGGGCUCGUCACUCUGGAUAUGCUGUCGAAACUGCAAGCGGAGACACCCUCAGCCCCCACCAUCGAUGCCAUCUUUCUCGACACCCUCUAUCACUUCCAAGAAACUCUCUCUCUGGUCGAGAAGGCCAAGGCCCGGUAUCCUAAUGUCAACCUGCACGUCUACAGUCCCGAAGGCGUCAACACAACCGCCGAAUUCGAGGCCCGACACGGCAAGGAGCUCUGGUCGACAAAUGCUGAUCUCUAUGACUGGGUAGCCAAGGUCGAGCCCGCUCAGCGAGCCUACUCGGAACUACAGGUUGCGGCCGUCCUCACUGGCCGUCGCCGUUCGCAGGGUGCUAAGCGGGAAAGUCUCGACAUCAUCGAGAUCGACGAAGCGGGACUCAUCAAGAUCAAUCCGUUAGCCAGCUGGAGCUUCAAGCAGGUCCAGGACUACAUCAGUGAGAAUGACGUCCCGUACAACGAGCUCUUAGAUCGGGGGUACAAGAGUGUCGGGGAUUGGCACAGCACCGAGCCGGUGAAGGAAGGCGAGGAUGAGCGUGCGGGUCGGUGGAAGGGAACCAACAAGACAGAGUGCGGCAUCCAUAAUAAGAGGAGCAAGUAUGCACAGUUCUUGUAUGAGAUGGAGCAGAAGCAACAGCAGGAGGAGCUCGCGGCUGCGUUGACGGCGGUCGAGGUUAGGGAGGAGACGCCGGCCUCGUCGCCGGAGCAGGUCGAGACUACCGAGGAGGUGGCGCCUGCACUGGAAAAGGUCGAUGCAACCCCAGUAUCAGUCACUGCAUUGGAAGAGGUUCAGGAGACUGAGCCCGCUGCCCCUGUGGUGGACAAUGCCGACCCUGUACCAGAAGUAUCAGCUUUGGAAUCAAAGGUUGAUGUCCCCGCGCCCACUGUCAUCUCAGAGGAAGUCGAAACUAUCGAACAACCAGUCGCCGUAUCCGUAUCGGAGAAGGUCGAGGUUGAAGUCGAGGUCGCUCAAGAACCGCUCCCAUCCUCCGAGCAGCCAGAGAUCACAGAAUCCCCAAUCGUGCGAUCAGAAUCCAUCGACACCGACACGCCGCUUCUAGCAUCGACAUCGUCAACACGCGAUGCCACGCCAGGCAUCCUGACACCAACUCUCGAAGAGAAGCGGUCGUUCAUGGAAGACAUCGAUGUCAACAACCUGAAGUCGCUCAACCCCGCAACAUCGGCAUUCCAAGACGUCGGCAUAAGCGACGAGCUAACCGCCGCGCUGGAGAAAUUCGGCUUCCGAGACGAGCAACGCAAGGAAGAGAUCGCCGUCCGCGGAUGA
Venustampulla echinocandica is the source of this 1503-nucleotide messenger RNA. RefSeq lists its product as uncharacterized. NCBI's taxonomy places the organism in Eukaryota, Fungi, Ascomycota, Leotiomycetes, Helotiales, Pleuroascaceae. The record is from RefSeq and is a predicted model, not a curated record. The coding region runs from base 1 to 1503 and encodes 500 amino acids. The transcript has a single exon. Gene Ontology annotation, molecular function: phosphoadenylyl-sulfate reductase (thioredoxin) activity. Gene Ontology annotation, cellular component: cytoplasm.